Molecule: messenger RNA, 768 nt
Organism: Didymodactylos carnosus
Lineage: Eukaryota; Metazoa; Rotifera; Eurotatoria; Philodinida; Philodinidae
Source: the annotation of a GenBank genome assembly
AUGGGGACAUAUGUAAGAAUAGCCAGCACAAGUGCCACGUCGAGCUCCAGCACCACGACGACAACAGCCAUCACCGUUUCAUUAGCAAACACAUGUGCUAACUGUCUAUAUAGCUUCACAGCACCUCAGUUUCCAUCGUUCACUCUACCGGCCGCUCAACCGAACAGUCCCGGAGAUCAACAGCUAAACUUGAACAAUAACAUUCGCCUGAGCAACGGAAGUGCACUGAAUGCCGGCCAGGGAUGUAAUGGUGGUCGGUCAAGUGGAGAAUACGCAUAUCUGAAUGAAAGUAAUGGCCAAUGGAUGACAAGUUACCCGGAUGUUAAUGGAAGACCUGCGGAUCUGAACGUAUUUUAUGCUACGGCGCAAAGCGCAUUAAAUGUAGCUACAUUACAAACGAACUACGCAAACUUGGCAUUAUUCUUGACCUGUAAAACAAUUAGACUUAAUAUUACAUGCAAUAAUGGUCAAAAGGGAUGUAUUUAUUUUACGGUAAACUGCACAGCAAAACAGGGAAACACAUCGGUUUGUUCAAUGGGUUCCUCAUCAACCAGCGCAACAGUAACAUCGUCCAAUACACCUUCACAAUCAACAGCAACGACUGCCAGUACGGAAACAAGUGUCGCAUCAUCUAGCACUAGCACAAUAUCAACAACAACGUGUACGGCUACUGUAGAGAUCGGCAUAGGUUGUUUCGACGACGCCGAUUGUCCACCUGGUGCGUUUUGUGAUACUGCCGGUGUGUGUGCUAGUGUUAUACCGUGCUGA